Astrephomene gubernaculifera is the source of this 1942-nucleotide messenger RNA. NCBI's taxonomy places the organism in Eukaryota, Viridiplantae, Chlorophyta, Chlorophyceae, Chlamydomonadales, Astrephomenaceae. The record is from the annotation of a GenBank genome assembly.
CAGUCGGAGCUGCUGCAGGCGGGUAGUGGAGCAGCAGGAGGAGGAGGAGCAGGGGGAAGGAGCUCCUCGCCUCGGCGGCUGCUGCCGCGUAGUCGUAGUGAUGGUGUGCAGCUGAGGUUCCGAGGGGAGGCGGCAGCUCUGGGUAGCACCGCUGCUGCUGCGGAGGCGGAGGCAGCGGAGGAGCGCCUAGUGGUGGCCGCAGCCGCUGCUGUGGAGGAGCUCCGAACAGCGACGCAGCAGCAGCUUCGAGCUAUGCAAGAGCAACUGCAGGCUGCGUUGGACGCCAGGUCUCAGCUGCGAGAGGCGUUGGCUUCGGAGCAGGCAGCUGCGGCGGUGCGGGCGGAUGAGGUGGAACGGCUCACGGAGCGAGAGGCGCGACUGAGUCGUCAGGUGGAGCAGCUUAGCGGGGAUCUAGCUCGGGUGAAACAGGAGUCCACGCGGGCUCUCAAGGAUCAGGAGGCGGCUGCGGAGGCGGCAGCUCAGCAGCGGGCCGACCUCGCAUUUGAAUGCGGGCGGCAGCUGGCGGACAGGCAGGCGGCGGCCACCAUGCAGGCGCUUCAAGGGGAGCUGCAGGAGCAAGCGUUGGCGUUACAGCGAGAAAGGGAGCUGUACGAACGCGCCAUGGCAGACGCCAAGCGCGGCGCCGAGCUGGCAGCUGAAAAGGCGCGACGGGAAGGCGAAGCGGCGUUGGAGCGAAUGCGACGGGAGCGAGAGUCGGCGUUGGAGGAUGCGAGGAGGGAGGGGCUGGUGGCGGUAGAGGAGGCACGGAGGGAGGGCGCAGAGGCGCUGGAGAGGGCACGGAGGGAGGCGGAGACGGCCUUGGAGAGGCAGGUGGAGGAGGACGAGGCGCGGAUGCGAGCGGCGGUCUCGCGGGCAACUCUGCGGUUGCAAGAGGUGGAGGAGCAGCGGAAGGAAGCUGAGGCGCAUGUCGUACAGCUCUCGGAGGAGCUCCUGCUGUCUGGGAAGCUGCUGGCUGCCGCUCAGGAGCGCUGCGAGGAGCUCUCAAAGCAGGUGUACGACACAACGCAGGAGCUAGAAGCGGUACGACAGCAGCUCUCGGAGCGGGAGGCUGCAGCGACGGAGAGCGCCUCCGCCACCGCCGAGCUGCAGGCGCGGCUGUGCGAGUGCCGGCAGCGGUUGGCGCUGCAGGCGGAGCAGCUCGAGGAGUUCGCUCGGCAGCAGGAGGACAUGCGGACCCAGGAGGCGGAGGCCCUGAGGUCAGACCUCCGCGCCGCCACCGCGGAACGCGACUCCCUGCUCGCGCAGCUCCAAGAGGCCGCCAGCGAACGUAACGUCCUGCACGCCCGCUGCGAGCAGCUGCAGGAGCGCUGCCGAGGGCUGCAGGCGCGCUGCGAGGAGGAGCUGCAGCCCGAGUGCGAGGCCCUGCAGGGGCGGUGUGGGACGCUGCAGGCGCGCUGCGAGGAGCUGGAGGGGCGAUGUGAGGAGCUGCAGGCGCGCUGCGAGGAGCUGGAGCAGGAGGGUGAGGCGCUGCAGUCGCAGUGUGGGUCGCUGGUACGGCAGCUGAAGGAGUCGCAGGCGGCUCUGAGGGCGCUGGAAGGGGAGGUGGAGGCGUCGGCAGAGGCACUGGAGGCGCUGAAAGGUGCUCGCGCCGCGACACAAGAGGCAGCUGAGGAGGCGCGGGUGGCGGCGGAGGCAGCACGGCGCUCUGUCGCGGCCGCAGAGGAGAAGUGUGCGGCGCUACAACAGCAGCUGGCGGAGCAGCAGAGGACACACGAGCAGGAGAUCGCGCUGCUGGAGUCCCGCUCCCAAGCCGACCUGGACUCCGCCGCUGCUCGCUUCCAAGCGGAGCUGUCGGGCCUCACCGCGCGGCUCCGGAUGCUGAGGCUCAAACAGAGCCGUGUCAUGGCCUACGUGGAUGAUGUAUUCCAAGAAGAGGAGGGCGGAGCAGCGGAAGGUGGGGGACAGGGAGGGGCAGGGCAAG